AAGAAAAAAAAAAAAAAAAAAAAGACAAAGGGUUGAAAGCGCUGGUUCAGGUGCGACGAGAUGAGCAGUGCGACAGGGCUGGUCGAGCUCGACUCGCUCGAGAUGCUCGUCAUCGUCGACAACGAGCUGGAUCCCAUCUCGCGCUACCAGAACGAGGGCGUCGUGGCAACGGGAAACCUGGCGGACAUCGCGUUUGGGUCUCCGUACAGACCUACCGACCGAGGGCCGGGCAACGUGCACGAAGUACGCAUGGAGCAGCUCUGCCAGAGCGCACACGGGCUGUCGAUCCUGAUGACGGGGAAAAAGGACGGCGAGGAGCACUCGAUGCUGUUCGACGUCGGGCCCGAAGAGGACGCGUUCGAGCGCAACGCGACGAGGCUGCAUGCGCAGCUUGGGAAGGUGGAGGUCGUUCACCUGUCGCACUGGCAUCGCGACCACUCCGGGGGCAUGCUGCGCGCCGUCAAAAUGAUCAACGCCGCCAAAGGGGCCGGCGAGGCCAAGGUCGUGGUCGACCUGCACCCGGACCGGCCGGACUUCCGCGGCGUCACCACGCCCGCGAUGCAGAUGUCUCUCGAAGCCGACCCCAGUUUCGCCGAGAUCGAGAGCGGGGGUGGGCGCGUGUCAAAGAACGACAAGGCGCACGCCGUUUGUGGCGGCUUCUUCAUGAUCUCCGGUGAGAUCCCUAGGGUUACGGCGUACGAGCAUGGCAUCCGCCGAGGCGCCAGGUUCAGUAUCGCCAAAGGCGAGUGGGAGAAGGACGAGCUGAUCAAGGACGAACGGUUCGUCAUGUGCAAAGUCAAAGACAAGGGCGUGAUCAUGUUCACGGGCUGCAGUCACGCUGGCGUCGUCAACGCCUCGAAGCACGCCGCCGAACUAGCGUUUGGGACACCGCUCUUCGCCAUCGUCGGGGGUUACCACCUCGCCGACGCGGAGAUGGCUCAGAUCGAGAGUUCCGUGCGCGAUCUCAAGGCCCUGAACGUAAAGCUGUUUUUGGCGGGACAUUGCACGGGCUGGAAGGCCAAGUACGAGAUUGAGAGGCAGAUGCCGGGUCGGUUGGCUCCUUGCACAGUUGGGACCACGUUUACUUUCUGAAAGAAGCCCCCGCGGUAAUCCUAUUCACAAUGGUAGCGGUACGGAGGCGACCUCCUCGUACUCUUCAUCGACGACCUCGCCGUCGUCGCC
Molecule: messenger RNA, 1182 nt
Organism: Verruconis gallopava
Lineage: Eukaryota; Fungi; Ascomycota; Dothideomycetes; Venturiales; Sympoventuriaceae
Exons: 4
Coding region: 61-1092 (343 amino acids)
Molecular function (GO): transferase activity
Source: RefSeq, a predicted model, not a curated record